Molecule: messenger RNA, 1537 nt
Organism: Musa acuminata AAA Group (dessert banana)
Lineage: Eukaryota; Viridiplantae; Streptophyta; Magnoliopsida; Zingiberales; Musaceae
Product: E3 ubiquitin-protein ligase ATL4-like
Exons: 1
Coding region: 136-1215 (359 amino acids)
Biological process (GO): protein ubiquitination
Source: RefSeq, a predicted model, not a curated record
UUUCAUGUAAGUAAAUGGACAAGGCUAUGGCACAUACACAUAAAGCACGGCAAUACAAAGCACGCACAUCAGCCAAUAUAUAUAUUCAUCUACGGUAACGCCCCUCCUCACUCUUAUGUAUCUCUCCGUCUCCAAAUGGCCUCUCCAUCACCUCUGCCACCACCUCCACCGGAGCCCGUCAGACAUUUUUCUCCUGCGGCGGAGGCUGUUCGAGGUGCCUCCACCUCCGCUGUGUCCCUCAGCCCCAGCCUCUUCAUCAUCUCCGCCAUCAUUGCCUUCGUCUUCGUCGCAUCCGCUUCCAUCCACCUCCUCCUCCGCUUCUUCUCCUCCCGCCGCGUAUCCUCUUCCGUCGCCGCCGCCCCGCAGCUGCCACCGCCCGUCCUCCACCGACGCCGCUCAUACUCCUCCUCCGCAACAGUCGCAGCUGCUGCGCCUCCCCCCGACUCCGGCCUAUCUGACAAAGACAAGGCGGCACUCAUCGAUUCCCUCCCGCUCUUCUCCCUCGCCUCCUCCCUCGCUGUGCUCCCCAAGUCGUCACCGGAUUGCUCAGUCUGCCUCUGCCCCUUCCGCCCCCAAGACGAGCUCCGCCUUCUUCCCGCAUGCCGCCACGCUUUCCACUCCCAGUGCGUCGACCCGUGGCUCCGGUCCAUCCCUUCCUGCCCUCUCUGCCGAGCCUCCAUCGCUCUUCCAGCCCUGCCCAUCCCGCCGCCGACAGUCUCAGUCCAUGCGGGCCCUUCCAGGUCGGGCAGCUUCCGCGUGGAGAUCGGCAGCGUCAGCCGGCGGAGAUCACCUUCGGAGGUGGGGCCAGCCGUGAACCAUCCGCCCCACCUGCGGACGUACUCCUUGGGGUCGUCGUUCGAGUACGUGGUCGACGAGGAGGUGGAGGCGGUGGUGGCUCGGAUCCGGAGACAGACGGAGAAGGAUGAGAAGCGAACAACGGUGUCAGAGGAAGUCGCUUCGGGACCGGCGCCCCCGGGGGUGGAGGUGGCGGAGGCGGCUGGGGGAGGAGGGAGGGGAUGGCUGCGUGAGUACGUGGACCGGCUCGCGUCCUCCUCCUUCUCCUCUUUCCGGUUCUCCGGCCGGUGGAGCCAUCGCUACGACAACGGUGGAGGAGGAGGAAUGGGGCGGAUCUCGUGGGAUUUGGAGGGGAGCGAGCGGCGGGAGGCGGAGGAGAGCGGUUACCACGGCUUCUACAGAUGGCUGAUAGGGGCAUAAACGUCAUUUAAGAGCCCUCCCAUCGAUCCAAGCUGCUCGACUCGGACAUCCCCAAAUGACUCAAACACCCACACCACCCCGCACAAACUACCACAACGCCCCGCUGGCAUCCACGCGUGUCGGACACGCAACGAAUCGGACGGCUCAAAAGCGAGAUCCCAUGGGGUGGGGUGGGGCGGGCGAUCAGUGAGGCGCCGACGGACUGUGGUGGGGGUUGUUUUGGCAGUUACCCCAUAGAUUUAAACGCCGCUUUAAUGUGGGGAGUUGUGGACCGAAGGGCAGCGGUUUUUGUGUUGUCGUGUUACUCCAGUGGAAUGGAGUU